Messenger RNA from Dovyalis caffra, 213 nucleotides. Lineage: Eukaryota; Viridiplantae; Streptophyta; Magnoliopsida; Malpighiales; Salicaceae. The record is from the annotation of a GenBank genome assembly.
AUGGCGGCAGACGCUAGUGUCGUUGAACUUUUCAUUGCUUCGAUUUUCGUAUCUCUUCUUGUGCUCCAUCUUGUUGAAGCUGAUCAGAAGAUUGUGGUGGCGCUUGCAAAGCUAGGUGUUCCUUAUCCUCCAGGCCAAAUAUUUGCAAGAGGGCUUGUGGGACAUGCUGCUCACGAUGCCAAUGUGUCCCCCAAGGCACUUCCGGCAACCUAG